Messenger RNA from Phasianus colchicus (ring-necked pheasant), 4904 nucleotides. It is a transcript of the gene MCCC1, whose product is annotated as methylcrotonyl-CoA carboxylase subunit 1. Gene Ontology annotation, molecular function: methylcrotonoyl-CoA carboxylase activity; ATP binding; metal ion binding. Lineage: Eukaryota; Metazoa; Chordata; Aves; Galliformes; Phasianidae. Gene Ontology annotation, cellular component: mitochondrion. The record is from RefSeq and is a predicted model, not a curated record.
GCACACCCCCGCCCCGCCAACAUGGCGCUGGCGCUGGCGGCCGAGCGGGGCCGGCGCUGCCUGCGGGCGUUGCGGCGUCAGCCAUGGAGCCCCGCGCUGCUGUUGGCAAAGUGUGCCUCCACAGCAGAAGGUCACAGCAUAGGGAAGAUUCUGAUUGCAAACAGAGGAGAAAUUGCGUGCAGAGUGAUGCGCACAGCAAGGAAGAUGGGUGUGAAGUCUGUAGCAGUUUAUAGUGAAGCAGACAGAAAUUCCAUGCAUGUAGCAAUGGCAGAUGAAGCAUAUUGCAUUGGUCCAGCACCCUCACAGCAGAGUUAUUUGGCCGUUGAGAAAAUAAUACAGGUGGCCAAGACCUCAGCAGCACAGGCUAUUCAUCCAGGUUAUGGUUUCCUCUCAGAAAACACAGAGUUUGCAGAGCUGUGCAAGCAAGAGGGAAUCAUCUUCAUAGGUCCACCUUCAUCUGCUAUCAGAGAUAUGGGUAUUAAAAGCACUUCCAAAGCUAUAAUGUCUGCUGCUGGCGUUCCUGUUGUUGAAGGUUAUCAUGGAGAAGAUCAGUCAGACCAGUGUCUAAAAGAGCAUGCCAUGAGAAUAGGAUAUCCAGUAAUGAUUAAAGCUGUUCGCGGCGGUGGAGGAAAGGGCAUGAGAAUUGCUCAUUCAGAAAAGGAGUUUCUGGACCAACUAGAAUCAGCAAGGAGAGAAGCAAAGAAGUCUUUCAAUGAUGAUGCAAUGCUGAUUGAAAAAUUUGUAGAUAAUCCAAGGCAUGUUGAAGUCCAAGUGUUUGGUGACCAGCAUGGCAAUGCGGUGUAUUUGUUUGAAAGAGACUGCAGUGUGCAAAGAAGGCAUCAGAAGAUCAUUGAAGAAGCACCGGGGCCAGGAAUUAAUCCUGAAGUUCGAAAGAGACUUGGAGAAGCUGCUGUGAAAGCAGCCAAGGCAGUGAAUUAUGUGGGAGCAGGAACUGUGGAGUUUAUUAUGGACUCCCAGCAUAACUUUUACUUCAUGGAGAUGAAUACCAGGCUGCAGGUGGAGCACCCUGUUACAGAGAUGAUCACUGGGACAGACUUGGUGGAAUGGCAGCUUAGGGUUGCGGCAGGAGAGAAGAUUCCACUAACGCAGGAAGAGAUUCUGCUCCGAGGCCAUGCAUUUGAAGCCAGAAUAUAUGCUGAAGACCCUACCAAUAACUUCCUGCCAGGGGCUGGGCCCUUGGUGCACUUAUCCACCCCACCUCCUGAUAGAGACACCCGCAUAGAAACUGGGGUCAGACAAGGUGAUGAAGUUUCUGUUCAUUAUGAUCCAAUGAUUGCAAAGUUAGUUGUGUGGGCUGAGGAUCGUGAGGCAGCCCUGAGAAAGUUGCGGUACAGCUUGCAUCAGUAUAAUAUUGUAGGAUUAAGCACUAAUAUUGAUUUCCUACUGAGCCUGUCAGGACACCCACAGUUUGAGGCUGGAAACGUGCACACUAAUUUCAUUCCUCAAUACCAUGAUGAUCUGUUUCCAGCCAAAAAGGCAACUCCACUUGAAGUUGUGUGUCAGGCAGCUCUAGGACUCAUACUGAAAGAGAAAAUGCUAUCAGAUGCCUUUAGAAAUCAGUCAAGUGAUAAAUUCUCACCAUUUGCAUCCAGCACUGGAAGAAGAAUAAAUAUAUUAUAUACUAGGAAACUGUCUCUACUGGAUGGAGAAAACAUUGUGGAUGUUGCUGUAACUUACAAUCGAGAAGGAUCAUACAGCAUGCAGAUUCAAGACAAAAUGUUCCUGGUUUCUGGAGAAAUCUCUACUGAGGGCGAUUCGGUUUACUUGAGGUCUUCAGUUAAUGGAACAAUGUGCAAGUCCAAACUGGUCAUUUUGGACAACACCAUUCAUCUCUUCUCCCUGGAAGGCAGUGCUCAGAUUGGCCUUCCUGUACCCAGGUACUUAUCUGCAGUGAGUUCAGCGGGGACGCAGGGUGGUGCCGUAGCUCCCAUGACAGGCACUGUUGAAAAGGUGUUUGUGAAAGCAGGGGAUAAGGUUGAGAUUGGAGACCCUCUAAUGGUUAUGAUAGCUAUGAAAAUGGAGCAUACCAUAAGGGCUCCAAAGGCAGGAGUGAUAAAAAAGGUGAAUUUUCAAGAAGGUGCCCAGGCCAACAGACAUGCUCCACUAGUGGAAUUCAUGGAUGAAGCAGCUGAAUCGAAAUAAAACUCAAGGAAGGUGCAUUUUAUUUUUUCUACUUUGCUGAUACUCUCUCAGGAGGAGGUUUCUUCACCUUUUUGUCUAAGUGUUUUGUAUAACGGAUUGUGGAAUUGGUUUCCUCUGCACACACUGCUUUGGCUGCCAGUUAUUCUGACUGAACAUCACUAUACUGUAAUUGUGUAUAUAACUUGUGGACCUACGUGGUUGUUGUUCAGUGACUGUGUUUGCCUGUGGAAAGGCAUCAUAGUGGGAUAAGACAGGGUUCCCUUAAAGGAAGGAGAGGUGAGUAAGGGCUCCACUGACAGCAAGGGGUCUACUACCUAUUUUUUCAUUCUAAUAUGCCUUUUUUCCCUGAGAUGUGAGAGCACUGACAUGAAGGAAAUCUGAAAGGUUGUAAUAAUUUCAUGAAUUAAUUUCUCAUGCAGAAUUCCUGCUUGUGGCCUUAUCUUUUUGCCUCAGUAGGGAAUUCAGGACUGCUCAUAGCCCAGGAUCCCUCUGUCUUUUUAGGUGCACCUCUUUUCCUGUUUACCUCAAGGCAUAGUGGUAGCUUGCAUUUCAAAUAUUAUUUUAAUAUACUUUGAGAUACCUGAUAAAAAACAUUUUAAGAAUACAUGGUGGGGAUUUGCUACACUAAUCAAAGUUGGAAUGUGACUGCUUUCCAGAAAUAGCAUUUGAUCUCUAAACAUGAAGUAGUAGCACUGAGAGGUGAUAAGCUUAUUCAAUACUUGGAAAGUGUGCCAAAAUAAAAUACCAGCUUCAAAAUCCUCAUUCCUUUUCUCACAUUGUUUAUGUUCCAAAGUGGUAUUUAUUAGCUGGAGUGUGAAGUACCAAGGUCUCUAUAACAACAUAAAAUAUGACUAAGAAAAAUAUUCUUUUCUGCAUUUGUUGUGUUGUAGAAGGGAAAAUUUGUAGGUUUUUUUUAUUUGUAAAGCAAACAUUUCUCAGACAGCAUGCAAAUAAUUUACCAAAUAUUUACUUGUUUAAAUAACAGCUCAAAGAUACAGGAACAGGGAAAGAAGAAAGUGUUUUAAUUGUGACAGAAUUAGAAAAUGUUCUCACAUUUUGGUUAAGGUGAAAUUGUGCUGGUCAUAUGGACUUUUGAUACAUUGCUUUUGGAUGAUAGUGGAGUUGAUGCUGCACAAAGGAACAAAUACAAAUGCUGCAGUGAUCCCAAAUCUGUAGUUAGAUCUUUGCAAGUGGAUCCUUAUGUAUAUUUCAUAGUCAAGAUACAGUGUCUGGGGGGAAUUUUCUGCUCAGAUCCCAUACCUGGCAGCCUUACCUGCGAUGCAGGCAAAAAUUGUAGAAAUGAAAUGGGUCUAGGUGGUCUGUAUAUUAAAAACAUUGAGUACUGCUUUUCAGUAUCCCUGCUAAUCCAGUGACACCUAACAAAAAACAAAAUUCAGUGAUCAUCUUGUAGAUAUUGCCACAGUGAUUUUUAUUUACCACUAAAUAAAAAUUAAGCUUAACUUGGAUUGUUUGUUUUAUUUUUUCCCCAUUUUGUUCUUUCUUUGAUUGUUUAUGUACAAAUGUUUAUGUAUUAAAGGGUUUUAAUCAGCUGUAUGUGUAUCACCUGAUAUCUGAGACACUGCAACCCGCAGAUUACAUUUAGGAAGCAGUAAUCUGAAUGGUCAUAAUGGGCUCCACUGCAGAUAAGUUGAGUGACUUGUUUUUAUUUAAAAAUUGAAUCUACAUACAGAAAUGGGAACUUUGACCUGAAGGGAUGCUACAGAUCUGCUUUUUUUUUCCUGCUUGACAUUACUCCAUUUCUAGAUCUGUUUUAUUAUGCUGAAUCUAGAGCAGACCUCACAGCAUGAUGUUCUGUGUCCACAUAGCCUGCACUGCUUGCUUUUCCCAGCCAAUGGACAGCAGCGUGUUCUUAGGAACCUGAUGAGAUGUUAUUCAUUGGGAAUGAAAGGAGAAAAUCAUUUAUCCUUUUACCUGUUUCAAUUUUCCCUUGCUUCUGAAAAUUAGCUAUUAAGUUUUCCACAAUAUGGGUUUCACUGAAUUUUGGUUUUUCGAAUAGUGAUGGUUUUGUUUAUUUUGGGAUUUACACCCUUAGAAAAUCUCUUGCAGAAUUCACUGUCAGAAUUUGUACACUUGAAAUAACUGCUACAAUGUGAUCUAAUUUAUCUUAGAGAAUUAUUAAAAGUAGAUUAUUAUUAUUAUUCCUGCAAUCUAGAAUCUUAAGUUAAAGUAUUCUUUACGAAUGUGAACUCUGGAACAUUUUCUUGUGUUUUUAAUGUGAACGAGUAAGAGCUGUAUGAUAGUAACAUCGAUGUAACUGCGCUGUUGUCUGUGGAACGUGUGAUGGUUGAGAAAGAAAGAAAAUUAUUCUUAUUGGUCAGCAAGCUUCUUGGUUUUAUUCAGCACGUAACCUCCUCCUUCAUAAUGUGAAUGUUAACCAUACCAAAGUUACAGCCCUCCUAAGCUGUAGUUGGCACCAGCACGGAUCUCUCAGUCAGCUUUGCUCUCACACUCAGCUGCUGUCAACCACUACUCCUCUGAUAGCUUAAAGCCAGCAUAGGUCUGAACUGUGAGGCCUCAGCUCAUGCUGAAUUAGUGAUUAGCAAAGCAGGAAAGCAGGUCUGUGUUCUUAUUUCAGCCACUGACUCACCGUGACUGCAGGCAAAUCACUUAGUGCACAUAUUUGCCUUUGUUUCUUCCUGUGUAAUGAGGAUGACAGUAAUUAAAACGCUGUAAAAUUUGUGGACACAAAGACUUUUAAAUAAUUUUCCACACUUGCUUGU